CGCAGCUGCCAUUCCUUACGGAAGCGCGACAAAAUGGGCGCGCUGAGGGUGUUAUUAAUUACACCGUUCCGGAUGUCAGAAAGCUCACUGAGGCGACUCCUCUCCUGAGCGAUCCCAUAGCCGUAAGGAAACUGCCUUGGAGGAUCAUGGUUAUGCAGUGGUCACAAUUCGGACCUUCUUGGAUGUCGUAUUUUUUGAAGUGCGGCGCUAAUCCGAAAUCGACAUGCGCAGUUAAUGGAGAACUACGCUUGCUGCCAUGGAAAGCGGAAAUUUCCCCUUUUAAGAGAACAAUAUCUACGACAUUUCCGAACAACGAAAAUGACUGGGGUUUCAGGAAUUAUAUCCUUAUGGAGGACUUGCUGGAUCCAGCGAAAGGUUAUGUCAAUCCUAAUACUUUCUCUGUGAAACUACAACUGCAGCUCAGCGCUGACCUGCCUGUGGAAAUUGAAUAGAUGCUGUAUGGGUUCGUAUAAUU
Paramacrobiotus metropolitanus is the source of this 475-nucleotide messenger RNA. Its product is annotated as ubiquitin carboxyl-terminal hydrolase 7-like. Lineage: Eukaryota; Metazoa; Tardigrada; Eutardigrada; Parachela; Macrobiotidae. Gene Ontology annotation, molecular function: protein binding. Bases 147 to 452 code for a protein of 101 amino acids. The record is from RefSeq and is a predicted model, not a curated record. The transcript is spliced from 5 exons.